AUGGCGCAGACUGCAAGACCGAGCAUGGAAGGGCAGCAGCCGCGGAAGACGAGCUUCGGAUUCCUUCGUCGGCAGAAGUCUGGCGAUGUCCGCCCAGCUGCCGACCGCAGUACUUCCUCAAGCAGCAGGCUCAACAAGAAGCAGAAGGCGCUCGCCCAAGAGGAGCUCGCUCGGCAACAACGCGAAGCCGAUGCUGCUUCGAAAGAACCUCCACGCCUUCCCUCACAUUCCCCACUACCCAAAAUACACACCUUCGGUGCAGACGAGCGACCCGACUCCAUCGCAAUCAUCUCAAACCAGCUUCGUGGCUACGCACCAGCCGGGAACUACAGCAGGCCUGCAACCGAUUCCAAGAUGAGCCCGAGUCCACCUCACGGCGUCUCGGUGCCUCCCGUACCUGGCAGCUCACCAAGCACUCGGAACGGCGAGUACAUCGACCCAUACGCGAGGACUGAAAGCAUGACCCAUCGAGGCCGCUACAGCUACGCCAGCAGUGCUGUGAGCGCAGUGAAUAGCCCAAGGAGGGUUAGGAGAAGGAAGGAUCCUACGCCUUUCAACAUUCUCAUUGUCGGAGCCAAGAACUCUGGCAAGACGUCGUUCAUCGACUUCCUUCAAACCUCACUUAAGCUACCGGCCAAGAAGAGGCACAACACUCCGUCUCCUCCUAGAACCGCACUGCCUCCGGACUCACCCUUCACCUGCGAGUACAUCGAGAGUGAGAUUGACGGCGAGAGGAUCGGCCUGACGCUGUGGGACUCACAAGGCUUGGAGAAGAACAUCGUAGACCUGCAAUUGCGAGAAAUGUCCACGUUCCUCGAGUCAAAGUUCGAGGAAACCUUUACAGAAGAGCAAAAGGUCAUUCGAGCACCCGGCGUGAGGGACACUCACAUCCACUGUGUCUUCUUAAUAUUGGAUCCGGGCAGACUUACGGCCAACAUCGCCGCUGCCCAGCACACGGACACGCACGCCUCGUACAAGUUCAACACCCACCAGCGCUUCGUAGGUGUCCUCGAUGACGACUUUGAUCUUCAGGUCCUGCGGACGCUUCAAGGCAAGACAACUGUCAUUCCAGUGAUCAGCAAAGCCGACACAAUCACCACGGCUCACAUGACUCUUCUGAAGAAGUCAGUGUGGAACAGCUUGAAGGAGGCCAAGCUCGACCCGCUCGAGGCGCUUGAACUCGGCGACUCUGACUCCGAAGAGGCUGACCGCCUUGACGAGCGCGACGAGGACGACUACCUCCAUUCCUCUUCCGAUAAUGACGAGAAGCCUACGAUGCCUGGGAAGUCCUCGGCGCCAUCUUCUGACGAUGACCAUUCGGACAACUCCUCAACUGACCUGUCAUCUCCGCCACGUGACGCAUCACCUGACCCUUCCGGAGCCAUAUCGGUCAACAAAGUCCGUCUAGCUGCGGGUCACGGCCGCACCGCGUCCGCAAUGUCUGCCCGUCUUGCGUCAGCCGAAGCCAACGGCGAUGACGCACGCUACCUCCCUUUCAGCAUCAUCUCUCCGGACACUUAUGAGCCAGGUAUCAUCGGCAGACGGUUUCCGUGGGGCUUUGCGGACCCAUACAACGCCGAGCAUUGCGACUUUACAAGGCUGAAGGAGAGUGUCUUCGGCGAGUGGCGGGCGGAGCUGAGGGAAGCCAGCCGAGACCGCUAUUAUGAAGGGUGGAGGACCAGCCGGCUGAAGCGGACCCCAAGAAAGACUACGGUUGCGGCUAGGGAUAGCAACACGAACGGCGCAGCGAAGGCGAUCAGCUCUAGCCCGUACACCGCCGACUAUCAAGGCAGUCCUGAGGCUCCCAGGCAGCUGUAUCGCGGCGUUAACGCCUACCAGUAA
This is a messenger RNA of Coniosporium apollinis CBS 100218, 1842 nucleotides long. RefSeq lists its product as uncharacterized. The transcript is spliced from 2 exons. The record is from RefSeq and is a predicted model, not a curated record. The coding region runs from base 1 to 1842 and encodes 613 amino acids. Gene Ontology annotation, molecular function: GTP binding; GTPase activity; molecular adaptor activity. NCBI's taxonomy places the organism in Eukaryota, Fungi, Ascomycota, Dothideomycetes. Gene Ontology annotation, biological process: cytoskeleton-dependent cytokinesis. Gene Ontology annotation, cellular component: microtubule cytoskeleton; cell division site; septin ring.